AUGACAAGAGGCAAACGCAAGGCCGAAGACGCAGCCACACAAUCGCCAGACAGCAGAUCGUCCAAGCGCAGAGCAGAUAGUGAUGAGGUCGACAUGCAUAGCGCGUCUGAGGAGGAAGAAGAAGACCUUGGACGCAUCGAGAGCCAGCAAAUGCUGUUGAUGGCUGGCAACCUCAAGUACAGGGACGACGGCUGGAUUCACGAGAUGCAUGCCAAAGUGACCAAGGACGAAGAGGAUCUCAAUCAAGCACUUGACACAAAAGAGCGCGAGCUAGAAGAUCUUGACUCAAAAUUCCACAACGAUAUCCGUACUCUGCUUACUGACGUCCUCAGCGGACCCCUUGAGAAGCAAAGAAAGGGCAACUCUGCGCAAGACACCUUCUAUCUCAGACCCUCACACGAGCACGCCCAACUCUUGAUCACCAAAUCCGAGAACCUCCUCACGCAAUACAAAGUAAUUGUCGAUUGCUUCGACUCAGGCAGAGAACAAUUGACCACCGACCAUCUCGAGACUUUUGAGAAGGACAAGAACGAUGUGGCUGAGAUGCUGCAUGCUGGUCAAGAACUUGCUCGCCGCCAAAUUCAACAGAUCUUGAAGCGGCCAGAUGACCAAGAACCUAGACGCAACAAGACUAAGCCUCCCUUCACCGACCAGAAACUGGAUGAUGUGGCUGCUAUGUUCAAGGUUCUGCGCGACGAGCCCAAAGAAGAUGACGAAGAUGUUGAGACCGAGCCGGAGGCCAGAAUUGACAUGACAGAAGGAGAUGGCCUCUUCCCAAUCAUCCACAACACCAAAAAAGGUGUCAAAAAGUUGGCCAGGCAUCUGCUUGCCGAAGAAGAAUGA
This is a messenger RNA of Aureobasidium melanogenum CBS 110374, 843 nucleotides long. RefSeq lists its product as uncharacterized. The transcript has 3 exons. NCBI's taxonomy places the organism in Eukaryota, Fungi, Ascomycota, Dothideomycetes, Dothideales, Saccotheciaceae. The coding region runs from base 1 to 843 and encodes 280 amino acids. The record is from RefSeq and is a predicted model, not a curated record.